CGCGGCGACUCCCAAACUGCACUCAGGAUGAAUUGAGCGACAGCGAGAGCGCCAUCUGUCGUGGAGUUUGGGCGACUUCCUUCCCGUUCGUCAUUCAGCGUUCUGCUUGCACCCAGUUCACCGUCGCGUUCAGUUACUGCCGUUCAUCACGAUGGCACCCAUUCUCGGAUAUUGGAGCAUCAGAGGCCUUGCACAGCCAAUUCGGCUUUUGUUAGCCUACACUGAAACAGAAUUUGAAGACAAGAUGUAUGACUGUGGUCCAGGGCCAAAGUUUGACCGUUCUUGCUGGACUGAUGUCAAACCAACGCUAGGAUUGCCAUUCCCAAAUCUACCUUACUACGUUGAUGGAGAUUUGAAGCUAACCCAGAGCAACACAAUUAUUCGCUACCUUGGAAGGAAACACGGCCUCGCUGUUAGUAAAGAUGAUGUUAUUCGAGAGGACCUUGCUUUGGAUGCGGCUGGUGACUUCCGGACAGGAUAUGGGCGUCUGUGUUACAGCCCACUGUUUGAACGAAUGAAGGAGGGUUAUCUCAAGGAUAUACCUAGCAAGCUAGGUGCCCUUGCAGAAUUCCUUGGGGUGAAAUGGUUUACAGGCAAAAAUCUAAAUUUUGUGGAUUUCAUCAUAUACGAGCUUCUUGACGUUCACGUUGAAUUGGAACCAACGUGUCUCGAUGAACUCAAGACGCUGCAAGCAUUCAAGCUUAGAUUUGAGGCCCUCCCAACUAUCAAGAAGUACAUGGCGUCAGAUAAGUUCAUGAAGGCUCCCCUCAACAACAAGAUGGCGAAGUUUGGCAACCAGUAGACCUGUGGGAGAUCACGAAUUUUGAAUUUCGACCAAGCUUUGGAUUAUCACACACAGCGCCUGAAUCUGUGACGUCAUCGCACCAUCGUGAAUGGACUUCGGGGAACAAACGCUCGGAACUGUCGUUGGAAAGAUUGUUGUAGAUGGAUGAUUAUUUUUAAUAAUUCAUAUUAUGUUUAUAUUCGCCUAAGCUAUAAUUGGAUUUUGAAACUACAGCUUACGUUUGGUUUCAUAAUUUAUAG
This is a messenger RNA of Priapulus caudatus, 1044 nucleotides long. RefSeq names its product glutathione S-transferase Mu 3-like. The record is from RefSeq and is a predicted model, not a curated record. Gene Ontology annotation, biological process: glutathione metabolic process. Lineage: Eukaryota; Metazoa; Priapulida; Priapulimorpha; Priapulimorphida; Priapulidae. Gene Ontology annotation, molecular function: glutathione transferase activity.